This is a messenger RNA of Caenorhabditis remanei, 681 nucleotides long. RefSeq lists its product as uncharacterized. The transcript has 6 exons. The coding region runs from base 1 to 681 and encodes 226 amino acids. The record is from RefSeq and is a predicted model, not a curated record. NCBI's taxonomy places the organism in Eukaryota, Metazoa, Nematoda, Chromadorea, Rhabditida, Rhabditidae.
AUGCUCCAGCUGAUAUGGAUAAUCAUAUUCUCAGCAAUCCUCAUAGUGUUCGCUGCAAUCAUCUUACGAUGUAUCUUCCUAUAUCUAUUGGAAAAAAACGUUUGCAAUCUUCAGACAAUAUUCAGCAAUACUAGGAUACUCCAAACCGCGAAGGAAAAGAAGAUAUGCAACGCGUUGGAUGUUUCUCUUCAGAAAACAUUUAAAGAAUCAAAUAUUCAUCGAAUACUUCCUGUACUCCCUCAAUUCAUUGCCUCCUCUCGUACCACCGAUGCGGCACCGUCGGAAGCUGAAAACCACUGGCCAUUGUUCCAAGUUGCGGUGAAUGGAAAGAUUCUCAAUCCUGAACUGUUGAUCGCCACCAGAGCUCCAGAAUACUCCACUGUCAUUGGCAAUCAGAACACCGCAUCAGCAGUCACUGAUAACAACAACAUGUUGACCGAUUACUACCGUAACAAUAUGCAGCAAAUGGACCAGAAUUCUUCAUUGAAUCGGCAUUCGAAUAAUAGCUAUGGACAUACUUCAUAUGGAUCAUUCUCAAAUGACAGCCGAGUACCUGUGGACCGUCCAUUGUUCAUCAACACCUCCAUGUCAGCCCAACAACGAGUAGAUAUCUACCGCCAACUUUCGGACCCUCCAAAGGAUAGCGAACCAGCGCUCGCCUUCAACUUCCGUAACUACUGA